GUGUAUAAUGAGUUCAUUCUACCCUCGGAGCGAGACGGAUUCCUGAGCCGCAUUCGGGAGAUUAUUCAGCGAGUGGAGACCCUGCUGAGGAGAGAUACAGGCCCCGUGGAGGUGGUUGAGGACACCCUGGGCACCCAGGAGCCAGCACCACUGCCUGCCCUCCCAGGCCCCCUUCCAGACCCUGGCAGUGCAGAGGCCCAGAGCAGCACCUCCCUGGAGCAGAGGAGUUGGGCAGCCUUCUCUACCUCCCCUUCUUCUCCUGGAACCCCCUUGUCUCCUGGAACUCCCCUUUUCCCAGGUCCCAUAUUCCCCAUCACUUCUCCUCCAUAUAACCCCAGCCUUUCCCCAUUCCCCAUAAUUUCUUCCCAGGUCUCCUCACAUCUCCCUCCUUACCCCCCUAGCUCUCCACUUCAGUUCUUCCCCAGUGCAUCCCAUUUUCCUCUCCCUCCCUCACAGUUUCCUCAGAGCUCUCCCGCCACAGCCACACUUUCUCCCAGUUGUUCCCAGGUCACUCCUCAGCUCAGUCCCUCCCCUCCCCCACUCUCCCCCACCACAGCAGCCCCUCUCCUCUCUCUGGCUAGUGCCUUCUCUCUGGCUGUGAUGACCGUGGCCCAGUCCUUGCUGUCUCCCUCACCUGGUUUCCUUUCCUGCUCUCCUCCAGCCCUUCCUGGCCCCCUGCCCAGCCUUCCUUCUCCUUCCCUUGCUCCUUGUGACCCCGAAAGCCCUUCACCCCUCACAGAUGAGAUGGAGAGUGAGAACUCCUCAAAUCCUGCUUGGCCAUUCCUGGGGGAAGCCAGACUGGCACCCAUCUCUGAAGAGGGAAAGCCCCAGCUAGUUGGACGCUUCCAAGUGACUUCGUCCAAGGAGCCUGCUGAGCCUCUUCCCCUGCAGCCAUCAUCCCCAACUCUGUCUGGUUCUCUAAAGCCGCCAAGCCCUCAGCUGACCUCAGAGAGCUCAGACACAGAGGACAGUGCAGGAGGCGGGCCCCAGACCAGGGAGGCUCUGGCUGAGAGUGACCGGGCUGUUGAAGGCCUAAGGGCUGGAGUUGAAGAGGAAGGGGGUGAUGGGAAGGAGGCCCGAGGGAGCAGUCCCCUACCCCUGAGCCAUCCCAGCCCCGUGUGGAUGAACUACUCCUACAGCAGCCUGUGUCUGAGCAGUGAGGACUCAGAGAGCAGUGGGGAUGAUGAGGAUUUCUGGGCGGAGCUACAGAGUCUUCGGCAGAAGCACUUGUCAGAGGUGGAGGUGCUCCAGAUGCUGCAGAAAAAGGAAAUUGAGGACUUGUACAGUCGGCUUGGGAAACAGCCCCCGCCAGGCAUCGUAGCCCCGGCUGCCAUGUUGUCCAGUCGCCAGCGGCGCCUCUCCAAAGGCAGUUUCCCAACCUCCCGCCGCAACAGCCUGCAGCGCUCUGAGGUUCCAGGCCCUGGCAUCAUGAGAAGGAACUCCCUGAGUGGCAGCAGCACCGGCUCCCAGGAGCAGCGGGCAAGCAAGGGGGUGACAUUCGCUGGAGAUGUUGGCAGGAUGGUGUGA
Messenger RNA from Chrysochloris asiatica (Cape golden mole), 1527 nucleotides. RefSeq names its product serine/threonine-protein kinase WNK4-like. The transcript is spliced from 8 exons. Gene Ontology annotation, biological process: positive regulation of sodium ion transmembrane transporter activity; monoatomic ion homeostasis; intracellular signal transduction. Gene Ontology annotation, molecular function: potassium channel inhibitor activity; protein serine/threonine kinase activity; chloride channel inhibitor activity. The record is from RefSeq and is a predicted model, not a curated record. NCBI's taxonomy places the organism in Eukaryota, Metazoa, Chordata, Mammalia, Afrosoricida, Chrysochloridae. Gene Ontology annotation, cellular component: cytosol; cytoplasm. The annotation marks the transcript as partial.